Molecule: messenger RNA, 658 nt
Organism: Rhopalosiphum maidis (corn leaf aphid)
Lineage: Eukaryota; Metazoa; Arthropoda; Insecta; Hemiptera; Aphididae
Gene: Blos1
Product: biogenesis of lysosome-related organelles complex 1 subunit 1
Exons: 4
Coding region: 158-526 (122 amino acids)
Biological process (GO): endosomal transport
Cellular component (GO): BLOC-1 complex
Source: RefSeq, a predicted model, not a curated record
AUAUUGAAAUUUAUAUUGUUAAACUAAGGUAUAUUACACUACGUUAUUAUACAUUUUUAUUAUUGACAAUUGUUAUUAUAAAUUGGUGUGAUAUAGCUUAUUGUCUUAUGCAUUUUACAACUUAGUCAAAUAUUUUCGAAAUAAUAUUCUAAUUAAAAUGUUAUCUUCCCUUGUCAAAGAACAUCAAGUAAAACAAGCUGCACGCAAGGAAAGCCAAGAUAUAAAAAGAAAAGAGGCGGUAAAUGCUGCCAAUGAAUUAACCAACGCACUGGUCGAACACCUUAACGUUGGUGUUGCCCAAGCAUAUCUCAAUCAAAAAAAAUUGGAUGCCGAAGCAAAACAAUUACACCAGAGUGCUAUUGUUUUUUCCAAACAAACUUCUCAAUGGCUGUCACUGAUCGACAACUUUAAUAGUGCACUUAAGGAGUUGGGUGAUGUUGAGAACUGGACGCGUACCAUUGAAAAUGACAUGCAAAAUAUCACCACUACCCUGGAAUAUGCAUACAAAGUUUCACAAAAACCUUAAUUAACACGGACCAAAAAAAUAUGGUUUGCUUUCUCAAUCUCAGUUUUCAUUGUUCAUUUGUACUUAUUUAAAAUAACUGAAUACAUUAUUUGUUAUUAUUUUCGUAUUCAUAAAGCUAUGUUUUUUCUAUAA